CAGGCUUUGACGAAAGCCAAGCAAUUGCUUUGCUUGUGACAAGGGCUUAGGCAAAGGUGGUUACAGGCCAGCUCAUGGAAGAUGAUGAACAUGUGUUGUGCCAUGUUUGAUGACUGUUGAGAGAAGGCCAGAGUGAAAGAACUUAUAUAAAAGCAUUAGCAAGGACAUAAUGCCAGUUGACUCACUCGGCACAAUGUCAUGUCUGCACAGGGCAUGUGAAGCUGUAAUUAGUGAAGUGCUGCUGUGUCUUCCAGAAACUGCUGGGAGCCACCAGCUCCGUUACAUGGUUAAUGACCACCUGCCCAUAAGCACCAUGCAGGCGAUGGGCAUUUCACAGGAGGCAUGUGGAGAGCUUCUCUGGAGAAGGCUACUGCUCUUUUCUGGCUCUUUCUCGUCCCAUUUGAAUGGUACCAGCAUUUAGAUCAGAAGUGAUCAUGGCAAAACUUAUUCUUCUUACAGAAAGGUCAGGUCCAUGAGAGUGGGGUGCCCACAGUAAAAGAGGGAAGCAAGAGCAAAGUUGUAACUCCUUUUUCCUAUUUAAUUGCUCUUUCAAAACGAAGCAGGGAGGCAACAGCAUUUGACAUACUUGUAUUGAGUGUGCCUCCCGCACCCACCCUGGAAGCUCAAAAAACCAUGAUGCUGGGCCAGAUCCAUCCCUGGCUAAACGUGCGGUGCUGGUCUCGCGGGUGGCGGGGUACUGAGCAGCUGGUGCCCGUAGGUGUGGGUACAGUGCGUUUUGGUGGGAAGUGCGGAGAGGACCGGUGGGGGCACCGCCACAUCCCCGUGCCAGACACUGGAAAUUGCCUGAGGUGACCCACACUGUGCAAGCCUCUCCAGUGGCAUUUUCACCAGCCCCUUUAGAUAAAUUGACUGAAGGGAUCAAGGAGGUUAGGGGGGACAGGACAUACAUGUGAUCAGUCCCCACUAGGCUGGGGAAAGUGUUCCUGCCUACGGCUCUGAAAUGCCCCACUCCUACCAGUCAGCCCCCUGCACCCCUCUGCUGCAGCACUACAUGGCCCUCCCCAGCCCGGAGCUCCCACGGACCCGGUUAUCUUUUCAUUAUUCUCACUUUUUUCCUACUUCAGAUGCGAGAGGAGGGCUGGCAGCGCUGGGUGCGCAGCGCCGUUACCGCCGCCGCGGGCCCAGGGGCGGCCCCGCACCCCACCGGGCCUGAGGGGAGGCCGCUGCCCCGGCGCCGACCCGCGCCCUGACAGGGGGUCGGGGGUGCAGCUCAGCCCCGCAGCCCCCCCUGGAGCGAGGGGAGCAGCGGGGAGCCCCCUCGCUGCGAGGGCUUCCGUUGGGCUCCCGUUAGGCGCCGCGGCCCCCCGGGAGCCCCUUGGCGGGGCCAAAGUGAAAGUGAAGCGCCUCCCGAAACUCUUUGGGGGUGGCGGCAGGAGCCAUGUGACAGCCGGGAAGCAGCGCGGCCGCACGGGGUUGCGGAGGGCGAUUACCGGGAGGCGGGGGGGUGCGGGGGUGUACGAUUCUAACGGCUGCGGUGCGCCCCCCCGCCCGCCCCGGCAGCAGCGCCGAGCGGCCCCGCGCCGCUCCCUGCCCCCCCCUUCCCGCGGUCCCGCACCGCCGGCGCCUUCCUCCGCGGCCGCACUCAGCCCGUCCCUGGGGGCGGCGGCGCGGGAGGCCGGGCAGGGCGGGCGGCACCCCCUUCCCUCCCCUCUCCUCCGCCGCGUCCCCCUCAGGCAGGGCAGGGCAGGAGCGCGGCCCGCAGCGCUGCCCCCGAGAGGAGGGACUCCCCUCCCCGGCAUGGUCACGGCGGCUUAUUAGGGUGGUCGUCUCCCUCCUUUUUUCCUCUUAAUUAUUAUUUUCCAUUUUCCUCCUCCUCGCCGCGGCUGUCACUGCUCCCACCGUUACUCUUACCACGCUUCUUCCCGGGGCUCGCGGCGCGGCCCUGCCCCGCCGCCCCUUUGUGCCCGGCGCGAUGAGGCGAGGGGCCGGCGGGCGCGGCCGGCCCGCGGCGCCCGGGGGCAGCGGCAGGUUUAAACCUCCAGACGGGUUGAAGAAGUCGCCCGAAACGAACCACUUGGCAGAUUUUGUUUCCUCCCUUGAAAUCCCUGUGGACGUGGAGCAGAUCAUUCACUUGAAGACGCCGGAGGACGAUUUGUGGAAGGCUGCUACACAGUGUAGCUCGGACGCUGUGAGUUUCAAGAAUCUGGUGAAAGGGAGAGAGUGGACAAUGAAAAUGGACAUGGAGGAUGCUGACAUGACUCUGUGGACGGAAGCUGAUUUUGAAGAGAAAUGCACGUACAUUGUAAAUGAUCACCCGUUGGAUCCCAGUGCCGAUGGAGGCACCCUAACUCAGGCAGAGGCUUCCUUGCCAAGGAACUUGACUUUCAAAUACGCAUCUAACUGCAAAGAGGUCACUGGAGUUAUAAGCAAAGAGUACAUUCCGAAAGGAACACGCUUUGGACCCCUGGUAGGAGAGAUCUAUACCAGUGAUACAGUUCCCAAGAAUGCGAACAGAAAAUACUUUUGGCGGAUCUAUUCGAGUGGUGAGCUUCACCACUUCAUUGACGGAUUUAAUGAGGACAAGAGCAACUGGAUGCGUUAUGUAAACCCUGGCUACUCUGUUCAGGAACAGAACUUGGCUGCUUGUCAGAAUGGAAUGAACAUCUACUUCUACACCAUCAAGGCCAUCCCUGCCAACCAAGAGCUGCUUGUGUGGUAUUGCCGAGACUUUGCAGAGAGGCUGCACUAUCCCUCUUCCAGAGAGCUGACGAUGAUGAACCUUACACAAACCCAUGUUAAUCCAAAGCAGCACAGUGCUGAUAAAGAUGAGCUCUAUCAGAAGGGCAUCCCAAAGAAGGAGCACAGUGUGAAAGAAAUCCUGAAAAUGGAAUCUAAUCCUCCAAAAGGAAAAGACUUCUUCCAGACCAACAUUUCACCAGUUACUCCAGAAAAAGACUUGGAUGAUUUGCAUAAGAACUACAGCCCAGAGAGGUGUUUCUUCCCGCGAGUUGUCUACCCGAUCCGACCUCACAUUCCAGAAGACUAUCUGAAAGCUUCCUUAGGAUACGGAAUGGACAGACCUAGCUACAUUACUCAUUCACCCAUCCAGACGUCUACUACACCAAGUCCUUCUGGGAGGAGCAGCCCGGACCAAAGCUUAAAAAGUUCAAGCCCUCACAGCAGUCCAGGGGUCACGGUUUCACCUCUGGCACCUACUUCCCAAGAGCACAGAGAGCCGUACUCUUACUUGAAUGGAUCGUACGGCUCAGAAGGACUGGGGUCUUAUCCUGGAUACGCACCCCCUGGCCACCUCCCGCCUGCCUUUCUACCGUCCUAUAACCCCCACUACCCCAAAUUCCUAUUACCUCCGUUCAAUAUGAGCUGUAAUAACCUAAGCGCUUUGAACAAUAUCAAUGGCAUCAACAAUUUCAAUCUUUUCCCAAGGAUGUAUCCUCUUUAUGGCAACCUUCUCAGUGGAGGUAGCCUUUCCCACCACAUGCUGAACCCCACCACGCUCCCCAGUUCAUUGCCCAGCGAAGGAGGCCGUCGACUGCUGCAGCCUGAUCACCCGAGAGACUUCCUCAUACCAGCACCUAACAGUGCCUUCUCUAUCACGGGUGCUGCCGCCAGCAUGAAGGACAAGCCAUGCAGCCCUACCAGCGGGUCGCCCACAGCUGGAACAGCAGCCAGUUCAGAACACAUAAUGCAACCUAAACCUACCUCAGUGGUGCUGGCUGCCACCGGCGGCGAAGAAGCCAUGAAUCUCAUUAAAAGUAAGAGGAAUGUGACCGGUUACAAAACCCUCCCCUACCCACUGAAGAAGCAGAAUGGGAAGAUCAAGUACGAAUGCAACGUUUGCUCCAAGACCUUUGGCCAGCUCUCCAAUCUGAAGGUACACCUCCGAGUACACAGUGGAGAGAGACCGUUUAAAUGCCAGACUUGCAAUAAAGGCUUUACGCAGCUGGCGCACCUCCAGAAGCACUAUCUGGUACACACGGGAGAAAAACCCCACGAGUGUCAGGUUUGUCACAAGCGGUUCAGCAGCACCAGCAAUCUCAAAACCCACCUGCGGCUCCACUCUGGAGAGAAGCCUUACCAGUGCAAGCUCUGCCCAGCCAAAUUCACCCAGUUUGUGCACCUGAAGCUGCACAAGCGUCUCCACACCCGGGAACGUCCCCAUAAAUGCAUCCACUGCCACAAGAGCUACAUUCACCUCUGCAGCCUCCAGGUCCACCUGAAGGGCAACUGCCCCGUUGCCCCUGCCUCGGGCCUCUCCAUGGAGGACCUGAAUCGAAUCAACGAGGAGAUCGAGAAGUUCGACAUCAGUGACAAUGCCGACAAGUUGGAAGAAGUGGAGGACAAUAUCGACUUAACAUCGAUCGUGGAGAAGGAUAUACUGACCAUGCUCAGGAGGGAAAUGGAAGGAGCUAAUCUGAAAGUAUCUCUACAGAGGAACCUGGGAAAUGGACUGCUCUCCUCAGGAUGCAACCUUUACGAGUCGUCAGAUAUGUCAAUUAUGAAGUUGCCUCAUGGUCACCCACUACCUCUGUUACCUGUAAAGGUCAAGCAAGAAACAGUUGAACCAAUGGACCCUUAAGACUUUUUGGCAAAGUGAUUUUUUUUUUUUAUUUAUGACUUGGCAAGUCAGGGUGCCUGUAGCAGUUGCUUGUACAUAGUUUCAAUGCUGCAAAGCAAUCUUGGCUUACAGUAGUUUCCCUACGCUCUCCAGCUGAAAGAAGGAACUCCAAAGUUACUGUUUUCUCAGGGCAUAAAAAGGGGCAAAGGACUCUAUGUUGCCUCGCCAGUUACUAAAAGACAAUCAUCUAUCCAUAAUUAUUUUUUCAAUGAUAGUACUUCAUAAUUUAUUAUGCAAUUAAUCAUUCUAAAAGCAAUAAUUAGGAAAAUGUUUACAAUGACUGGAAAAUUCAUUGUAAUUUUUACUUUAAAUGUUUUUAUUUUUUGUUCUAUGGCCAUUCUUUGUAGAUAUGUUUUUCUGCACAUCUGUUUUAAGAACCUAAGAUCGGGGCUUCAGUAAAUAUGUUUUAUGUACCAACGUCUUUUAAACAAAUGUGGUUUUUCGUAUUGCCAAAGUUGGACGUUUGACAUACAGAAUCCUAGAUCUGUUGGUUUGAAAAAAAUGCUGUGUACUUUUAUGUACAAAUCACCCCACUGGGAAUUGAAAAGGGAAAAAAAAAACCCCGCAGAGUAGCAGCAAGCAGGGAAGAAACUGCUGUCCCUGCCUGCCGGAGGAUAGGAGAGAGAUUCUUCUAUCUGCAGCUCUGUCCAGAGCAGAUGUGGCACAGCAAACACCUACCUGCCAUGGACAAUACCACAGGUUGUUAGAAAACAGCUCUAGCCCCACACGUUGUCAUGUGAUGUUAUGACCAAAGGAAUGCAUCAGCUUAAAGUGGCUUUUCCAAAAUAGAAUCUCACUUACGUUCUUUGUUUCUGAAAGCAGUUUAAAAGCAAACACACAAAUAUUCUUAAUAUUCUGCCUAAAAGGAAGUUUUUGGCAGGCUUCUUUCUUCUCUCUCUCUCUUUUUUUUUUUUUUUUUUUUUUGGCCAGAGCCUUCCAGGGAUAAAAAAAAAGAUGGUAGGGAUAAAAAAAAGAUGGUCAGAUUCCCUGAGAAAGAAGGGGUUCAGUUUUAUUUGUAUUUUUCACUCCCACUUUGCCUGGGUAAAAGUGGGUAAUAGAGUCCUUUCCUGGCACAUAUUUUUUUUUCUUCCUUCCUGUACAACUCUCAGUAUUUGUGUUUGUACAUUUUGUGGUUAAUUUAAUUAAAGAAGAAAAGGGCAUUGCAAAGUUGUUGAACAACAAUUACCUCAGUGCUUGUGUCCAGUGGUGCAGACAAUGCUGUUUUAUCUAAACGCUUUGCUACUUAGAGAAGAAACCAAAAUGUGCACAGGGAAAGAUAGAAUGCACGUCCUUUUAUCUUUUUGUUUUGCUAAGCCCAAAGAUGAUAUGGUGACAUUUGAGGUGUAGCAAAGAAUACAUGUAUAUUUAUAGAUAUAUUUAUACCACUAUACUAUAUAUGUAUAUGUAUAUAUAUUUAUACCACUUAAGUUGUGAGCCAAACCAUGUAAUAAAACCUAUUUUUCAUCUAAGUGUGAAAAUCAAAUGUUAUCCAGUUUUGCAUACUACCAAUGACCUCAAAACCAGAAGGUUGUACGAAGGCAUUUAUCACUCGCAAGUAUGCUUGCGUGGCUGUCCAGGGGAAGCCUGAACUUGCAAACAACCUGAUGUGAAUAACGUCACGUCACGUCACCCACGCGUGGCGUCUCAGCAGAUUUGGUGGGAACGACCCUGUUUGCAGAAUGGGGGGGUCAUCACUCCCCUGCUCUCUGGGCAGCGUGUACUGGGGGGGAAGGAGCCGGGUGGUCAGUGAAAACACAGCCAGAAAACACAACUGAAGAAACUUGAGAGGCAGCCAGGUACCACCCACACACGGUGUGUUCGCAAAACGCAGUGAAGGGGGCAGGGGUAGUUGGGAUGAGCCCCUGGUCUUGUUUUACCCUGCUGUUAACGAGCUGCACAGUCAAUUCACGUAGCAUCUCCCCUCCAUGUACAUCUUCUGUCUGGUUAUACUUACAAAUUUUAAGAUGACCCACUUCAGCAAUCCAGGAUUUGGAGAUUCUUUUUCUCAGCAAAUUUCAUUUUCAUGCCUUCUGUUAAAAAACAAACAAUCCUGAAAUAAUAAGUCUCUCAACACAGCUUUUGAAGGACUACAGUUCAUUACAUUUCCACUCCUGCAAAUUGUGAGGCUGACAUCUUUUAAAUGUAGCAAUAGUUCAUAAAUAUAGUACUUACUUGUAGGAUAAACCAAAGUAUCACUACUCUGUCACUGGACACACACUUUUCCUAUUAUUUGCCUGUAGUGCUUUCUUGUAUUUGAUACAAAUUUUACAAGAAUUUAUAUGCAUCAGCUUUAAGAAUUGUUACUUCUCUUUACUGUUUCUCCCUUCCCUUAGACGUUUUACAUGUGAAUGUAGCAACAAUCAAUCAACAGUGUUUUGGGGUUUUUUUUUGUCUCUCUCAAGAAAGACUCUGACCAAAGUUACCAGGCUUUUUACUUUGCUAGAACAACAAACUAUCGUAUGUUUACGUAUUGGUUUACAUCAUUAUUUAUGUGCAAAUUGUCAAAUGUAAAUUAAAUAUAAGUGUUCAUUGCUUUA
This is a messenger RNA of Falco peregrinus (peregrine falcon), 7134 nucleotides long. It is a transcript of the gene PRDM1, whose product is annotated as PR/SET domain 1. Gene Ontology annotation, biological process: regulation of transcription by RNA polymerase II; cell fate commitment. The record is from RefSeq and is a predicted model, not a curated record. The transcript is spliced from 9 exons. Lineage: Eukaryota; Metazoa; Chordata; Aves; Falconiformes; Falconidae. Bases 1934 to 4558 code for a protein of 874 amino acids. Gene Ontology annotation, cellular component: cytoplasm; nucleus. Gene Ontology annotation, molecular function: RNA polymerase II cis-regulatory region sequence-specific DNA binding; DNA-binding transcription repressor activity, RNA polymerase II-specific; histone deacetylase binding.